AAAAUACUCAUUGUUUGAUUUCACUGAAAGAUGAAAGUAUAAAGAAUUACAUUGAGGGUAAAAAAACCUCGAUUAUUGUUUCUGAAGAGUCACUAGAAAAGAAAAGGAAGCAUCAAAAAAAGUUUGAUGAUAUACGUGAAAACAUUGCAUCGUUGAAAGUUUUAACAUCCGUCGAAACUUUUGCAGUUUUCCAAACUAAUUUGAUUUUUCCACCUAUUGAAACCUCAGAAUUAUUCCAAGUAACCUAA
This is a messenger RNA of Funneliformis geosporum, 248 nucleotides long. NCBI's taxonomy places the organism in Eukaryota, Fungi, Glomeromycota, Glomeromycetes, Glomerales, Glomeraceae. The record is from the annotation of a GenBank genome assembly.